AUGUCAUUUUUUGAUCUCUUGGCUUGCGGAGCAAGCAAGAUUUCAAUUUUUUCAGGUAAGGUCUAAAUAGGCAUAUUUAAAGGCAAAGGAGAAGAAGCUCAAAAACCAACCCCCAAGCCUCCUAGCAUGUUUAAUGGUUUAGACAUAAAAGAUUCAGCUCCUAACUUCCCCUCCAUUUUGGUGAAUAAAACCCACUUAAAUUUAAACAAUUUUUUUUCAUUAUGAAAAAUUUUUAUCUUAAAAUAAAAUUUCACAGGAACAGAAUUUUAUGUUCAAAUUUAAAGGGGGGAGUAAGCCUUUUCCUGGCCAAGAGGGAGGAUUUUCACUAUCAAUGCCUGAGGACGUGACUUCGACUAGUUUUAAUAAAAAUAAUACCAACCAAGCCAGCAUUUUUUCACAUCAAAAAUCUGCAAAGCUAAGCAAAGGACCAAAAGCACCAAUCGUAGUUAAAAAAGAUUCGAGAUCCAAAAUAAUUAAAAAGGAUUUUGAUCCCUUUGCAGAUCUCGAAAUAAAACCUGUAGAAAGUAUUGCAAAAACUAAUAAUUCAGAAAAAGAAAGUAUGAGUGAAAAAAUUAAGAAAAACAAGCCUUUAUCUGCUAUUUUUGAAGAAAGAAAAUCAGAGCAUACUGAUGAGCCUGAAAAUUCGAUUAAAUUACUAAAAAAUCGAGAAUAUGUCAAACCAGCUGAAGAAAAUACAUUAGAAAAGCCGAAAGCAGAAAUCAAAGCACAAAGUGAAGAGCCUAGAGGUGAAAAUAGAAUUGCAAAGCUAGUUGAAGAAAAGCGUAAAAAGGAGCAGUUGGAAAAGAAAUUGAAAGCAGAAGAAGAAAAAAAUAAGCUUGAACAAGAAAAAAGGGAAAAAGAAUUGUAUGAGAACCCUGAGAGCUUAAAAGAGUCAAUUAAGUCAAAAAACAAUUCUUUUAAUGUUGAGUUCAAAGAAAAAACCAAAGAGCAAGAAGCCAUUUAUUCUGAGCAGGCAAAUUUAAAUAAAGAAAUCUUGCAAGACAAGGAAAAAAUUAAAGAACUUGAAGUACUAGAAGAAAAGUCAGCAGACUCAGAAGAAUUCGAAAAAGCUGCACAAUUUCAUAGAGAAAUUGAAACAAUAACUCAACAAAUUAAACAAAAAGAAGAGAAAGUCCAAGAAAAUCGAAAUAAAUUUAACAAGCUUGAUGCAGAAAAGAGUGAAAUUUACUCAAGACAACUAAAAUGGCUGAAUGAGACCUGCAGUAAAAAUGAAUAUUAUAAUUCAGAAUUCGAAAAAUCUAUCCAAUCAUUAAAAGAAUACAGUGAAGGACUUAGAAAAGACCUCGUUGAAAAAAUAGAAAAUAGCCACAAAGAAAUCGAGGAGAAAGAAGCUGAAUUACAAGAGCAAGAUCAAAUUGCCCAAGAAAACUGGAAAAGUUUGCAAGAAAAAAUUGAGUUAAAAACACAAUCAGUAAAAGAAGAAAAAGAAAAGCUAAGCUCUGAGCUGAAAGAAUUAGAAACAGAAAUAGAAGAUCUCUUGAAAAUUAUUGCGGAAAAAAAAGCGGCAGCAAAAAAUCUUAAAAAUGGGAUAAAAGAACUAGAUGCCAAACUAUCAGAAGAACUUCAAGAAUUCAGUGAUGAUUUGUCAAUUUCGAUAGAAGAAAAAAAGUUUAUUGAGGCAGAGACUCAAAAUUUGCUUAUAAAAAAAGAAAAUCUCAAAUCUGAACAAGAGUCUUUACAGAAAGAAGUUGAGUUAACACAAAGUAAAAUAGAAAUGCAUACAAACCAUAUAGAAGCUUUAAAGGCGCUAAAAUCUUUCUUACUACCCAUUGGCUAUUAACUCCCCCCCCCCUCCGUGAGUGAACAAAACCAUUAGAAAAAUCGCCAUUUUUUGCCUAAAAACCCACCCUCCGUGAGUGAACAAAAUUUUUUUUAAUAGAAAAAUUUUUUAUGGAAAAAAAUUUUGAUAUAUAAGUGAUAAUUAGUAUAAUGAAAUCUAGAGCUAAUUCUGUUUAAUUUUUAAACGAAUUGCUUUUUAAAACAUAAAUUUUAUAAAUUAAAUUAAUAUUUGCUUUCCAAUUUUCGCGAAUUAGGAUUUUUUUAAAAUUUCGAAAAAAAAUAUUUUUUUUAUAAAAUUUAAAUAUAAAUAUUUUUAAAAAAAAAAAUUUAACCCCCCUCCGUGAGUGAACAAAAUUUUUUUGUUCACUCAUGGAGGGGGGAGGGAGUAAGUAAAAUUAUUAGAAAAUUCCUAUUUUUGAUAAAAUUAGCACCUUUUCAUUGCUGACCAAAAAUUUUUUAUAAUUAAUAGUUAUGAUAAUGAGGCCAUAUCUAUAAUUUCUCACAAUUUUUAUAUAGUCUUUAAAGAAAAAUUUUUAAAGUAAAAUUGCAUCCCUUACAAGCAAGAAAAUUUUCAGUCACAAGAGGUGGUGAGCUAGAAACUGAAAAACAAAUAAUCCAAAAUUCUAUUAAGGAACGAGAGGAAACUCUUCAAAAAAUUUCUGAAUAUGAGAUUAUCGUAAAAGACAAAGAAAAAGGUUUUAAUGAUGCUCAAGAUGCUUACAAUAAGAAAAUUGCAGAAAUUGAAGAAAUUCUUAAAGCUAUCUCUCUUGAAGAAGAACAACUUAAAGAAAUCGGAAAUAAAAUCCCUGCUUUGGAAAUUGAGAAAAAAAACGCAGCUACUUUAAAGCAAUUCACUGUAAACUUAAAUUAGGAAGCUGCAAAAAUUGCAAACGAAAUUAAAGAUUUAAUCAACGAGCAGGCCAAGAAGAAAAAUGAUACCGAUGUGCUAAAAGAAGAACUAGUCGAACAAAAAACUCAGCUGUUCGAAGUAAGGAUUAUUUAGGAUGAAAAAUUAAUAGAGCAAUUAAGAGAUGACUUAAUAAAAGAACAAAUUGUGUUAGAUAGUGCUAAAGAAACCCUAUUGCAUACUGUGGCACAUACAAAGGUUUCAUUUGAUUAG
Messenger RNA from Blepharisma stoltei, 2920 nucleotides. The record is from the annotation of a GenBank genome assembly. Lineage: Eukaryota; Ciliophora; Heterotrichea; Heterotrichida; Blepharismidae.